AUGUCAAAUGGGUUUCCCAACCUCUUCUUCGCCUCUGGGAGUGGCGGCGCGGCGUCACAGAAUGCGCACAGCUUCUACAGCCUUCUUACUCGCUUAAUUGCGUACGUAUUGAAAGCGACUUUCGAAGGUGCUGAAGAUGCAAAGAAGGCCACCGUCGAGGUCGAGAAGGCCGCUGAGGACCACUGGUCAGCAGAAGUUGCGAAGCGGGCUCGCUGGUUUGCAGCAUUUCCCAGCUGUACACCGGGUUACCUGACAGGCGAAGGCCUCAUCCAGGACCAGGAAAGUCUUACGGAAGAGAUCGAAGAGCAGUUUGCUAAACAGUCGUUUUGGGGAGAAGGUAUUCUCAGUUUCCAGAAGGUUGUCGGGGUGUGGAUGGAAGAUGGGAAACUAGAUGGGUUGGUAAUAGACUCCUAA
Molecule: messenger RNA, 414 nt
Organism: Colletotrichum aenigma
Lineage: Eukaryota; Fungi; Ascomycota; Sordariomycetes; Glomerellales; Glomerellaceae
Gene: ausC-0
Product: FAD-binding monooxygenase ausC
Exons: 1
Coding region: 1-414 (137 amino acids)
Source: RefSeq, a predicted model, not a curated record